This is a messenger RNA of Striga asiatica, 1953 nucleotides long. NCBI's taxonomy places the organism in Eukaryota, Viridiplantae, Streptophyta, Magnoliopsida, Lamiales, Orobanchaceae. The record is from the annotation of a GenBank genome assembly.
AUACACAUUAAUUUAUGAAUAAAAUAAAGACCCUUUUAUCGCCAAUCACUAAAAUAGCACGAAGAGAAGUAAUCAAGCAAACAGACAAAAAAAAGAUCUGCGCACAGGUUUUUAUAGAGAAAAAGACUGCUCAUUCUUGUGUAUUCUUGGGUUCAAACAUCAUUGUCCCAUGUGCAGAGGUUUUUUAAUUUGAUUCAACUAAGGAUUUUGCCCUAUUUGGAGUUCUUCUGCGACCCCAUCUCGAUUUUGGACUGAUUAAUCUAGCUUUUAGUGUUGGAGGGGCUUUUUAACCUCCAAGCUGCGAUUUUUAUUACUCGGGGCGUGUUUGGAUUGUUGGAUAAAGAAUAAUGACUGUGGAGAAAAUAAAGAGUGAAAGUGAAAAUUGUGAGAAUUUCCCAGUGGGGAUGCGUGUUCUUGCUGUUGAUGAUGACCCAAUUUGUCUGAAGCUUUUGGACACUCUACUCAGGAAAUGCCAGUACCAUGUUACCACAACGAGUCAAGCGAGAAUAGCCUUGAAGAUGUUGAGGGAAAACAAAGAUAGAUUUGACUUAGUUAUCAGUGAUGUCCAUAUGCCUGACAUGGAUGGCUUUAAGCUGCUUGAACAGGUUGGCCUCGAAAUGGAUCUGCCCGUCAUCAUGUUAUCUGCGAAUAGUGACCCCAAACUCGUGAUGAAAGGUGUAACUCAUGGUGCUUGUGAUUAUUUGGUUAAACCCGUACGGAUUGAGGAGCUGAGAAAUAUAUGGCAACAUGUGAUAAGAAGAAAGAAGUUUGUGUCGAAAAACGAGAAUAAGUCGGCUGAUCAAUCCAAACCUAAUCAAGCGAGUGGAGAAGGACAAGGUGGGGCUAUCCCGGAUAACGGUGAUCAGAAUGGAAAAACGAAUGUUAGAAAAAGGAAAGACGAUGAAAAUGUGAGCGAAGAUGGGAAUGAAAAUGAAGACCCUGCAACUCAAAAGAAGCCUCGUGUUGUUUGGUCCAUUGAGCUCCACAGGAAGUUUGUUGCGGCCGUUAACCAGUUGGGCAUUGAAAAGGCUGUUCCGAAAAGGAUUCUUGACUUGAUGAAUGUGAAUGGGCUUACCCGAGAAAACGUUGCUAGCCAUCUGCAGAAAUACAGGCUGUACCUCAAACGAAUAAGCUCGGUCGCAGCUCAGCAGGCCAACAUGGCAGCUGCAUUCGGAGUAAAGGACUCUCCUUUCAUCCGCAUGGGCCCGUUUAGUGGCCUCCCAAACGCGGCCUUCCCACAUUACUCGUCUGGAGGAAUGCUCGGCCGAAUAAACCCACCCACAAAUAUGAACCUAAUACGCAACAUCUCUCCAUCUGCAUUUAUCCCGACAAAUUCCCUCAAUGCCCUUGGGAAAAUGCCGAACCCGAACCUGUUUCCAGGGAUCCAGCUGUCUUUAGAACUCGACUCGAACAAGCAAGGAGCUGUAGGCGGGCCCAGCAAUGUUGUGAAUGGAAAUUUCCAGCAAACGUUGAGUAAUGGGCUUUUUGGGCCCGAGUCGUUUGGCGUCAACAGCAUUGAAACAUCCUCUGUGGUUCAGCCGAACAACUCGUUAAUUUCCGGGCAGCCGUUUAAUUUGGCCAUGAAUAGCGGCGAGCCUUAUGUGUCGAGCCAUUCUAUUGACAUGUCGUCUGGACCUGGGAAUGGAAUGGCUUUGUCUUUGGAUGAUUUGGGUGGCGAACAGGGGCAAAAUGGUCACGGUUCGAAAGUUGGUUACGGUGAGAAGUCUCAACAAGGAGGGUUUCGAGGUCGCAGUUAUGAUUCGUUGGAUGAUAUGAUGAAUGCUAUGAUCAAAAGGGAACACGAUGAAAAGGAUCUGAACUGCGAUUUCGGGUUAGAUGGUUAUUCGUUCGGGCAAGGAGGUGUAUGAGGCUCGAUGAGGACAAUAUCUGUCCUCUUUAACUUACUUUCGGAAUCUGUAGGAUGUUUGAGUUUGAUUUUUUUUUUUUUUUUUU